UCUGUGUUCAAUUUUCCCUUUUCCUCUCUCUGUAUAUAUUCUGCUUCUCUCGAUUCUCGGCGCUUCACAAUGGCGCCGAGUAUAAGAAAUCUACAGCUAACUUCCCUCGCAACCGCCGCUGCUGCCGACGAUGGUGAUGCCGAUGGCAUGGAGGAAGUGCGGCUUUUGGACUCCUACGAAGAUAAAAACUACAAUGGUUCUGAUGGAAUUGAGGAAGGGCUGAAGCGAAUUCAUGUCAGAAUCACCGGCAUGACCUGCGCUGCUUGCUCCAAUUCCGUCGAAGCAGCUCUGAAUGCCGUCGAUGGCGUCAUCAGCGCUUCUGUGGCUUUGCUUCAGAACAAGGCUGAUGUGGUUUACAACCCGUCUCUGGCUAAGGAUGUAGAUAUCAAAAAUGCAAUUGAAGAUGCAGGGUUUGAGGCAGAGAUAUUACCUGAACCCAGUGGUGAUGCGCUCAGAAAAAAGUCGCACAGAACCUUGGUGGGACAGUUCACGAUUGGUGGUAUGACAUGUGCAGCCUGUGUAAAUUCUGUUGAAGGUAUUUUAAGAAAUCUUCCAGGGGUCAAAAGGGCUGUGGUUGCUUUGGCUACUUCAUUAGGAGAAGUUGAAUAUGAUCCUAAUGUAAUUAACAAAGAGGAUAUAAUCAGUGCAAUUGAAGAUGCUGGUUUUGAAGGUUCAUUUGUGCAGAGCAGCGAGCAGGAUAAAAUAACUUUAUCAGUUGUUGGUGCAUACAGCGUGAUUGAUGUACAAAUCUUGGAAGGCGUUCUCAGCAACAUGAAAGGAGUGAGGCAGUUUCGUUUUGACCAGAUAUCAAGUGAACUGGUGGUUCUUUUUGAUCCUGAAGUUUUCAGCUCUAGAUCCUUAGUUGAUGAGAUUGAAAGGGAAAGCAACGGAAAGUUCAAAUUACGUGUCAGAAGCCCAUAUACAAGACUAGCUUCCAAAGAUGUUGAAGAGACCUCGGCUAUGUUUUGGCUUUUUACAUCCAGCCUUUCUCUUAGUAUUCCUCUCUUCUUCAUGCGUGUAGUCUGUCCUCAUAUACCCAUGGUAUAUUCGUUAUUACUUUGGAGAUGUGGACCUUUCCUCAUGGGCGACUGGUUGAAGUGGGCUUUGGUGAGUGUGAUUCAAUUUGUAAUUGGGAAGCGCUUCUACAUUGCUGCUGGCCGAGCUCUAAGAAAUGGUUCAACUAACAUGGAUGUCUUGGUUGCAUUGGGAACUACAGCAUCUUAUGUUUAUUCUGUUUGUGCUCUACUGUAUGGUGCUCUUACUGGAUUUUGGUCUCCAACAUAUUUUGAGACCAGUUCCAUGCUCAUAACAUUUGUAUUGUUGGGUAAGUACUUGGAAUGCCUUGCCAAGGGGAGGACAUCAGAUGCCAUCAAGAAGUUAGUAGAACUUGCUCCCGCAACAGCUUUAUUGGUUGUGAAAGAUAAAGGUGGAAGAUCUAUUGAAGAGAGGGAAAUAGAUUCUCUGCUCAUUCAACCCGGCGACACAUUGAAAGUUCUCCCUGGUGCAAAGGUUCCUGCUGAUGGCAUUGUUACAUGGGGCUCAAGUUACAUAAAUGAGAGCAUGGUGACUGGUGAAUCUGUUCCUGUUUCGAAGGAGGUGAAUGCAACUGUCAUUGGAGGUACAAUAAAUUCACAUGGCAUCCUUCUCAUUGAAGCUACCAGAGUAGGAUCUGAUGCAGUUUUGAGUCAGAUAAUUAGCUUGGUUGAGACAGCUCAGAUGUCCAAGGCCCCCAUUCAGAAAUUUGCUGAUUAUGUAGCAAGUAUAUUUGUUCCCACAGUUGUUGCCUUGGCCCUGUUGACAUUUUGGAGUUGGUAUAUUGCUGGGGCUCUCGGAGCUUACCCUGAAGAAUGGCUGCCAGAAAAUGGAAAUCAUUUUGUUUUUGCCCUAAUGUUUUCAAUAUCUGUAGUGGUGAUUGCAUGUCCCUGUGCACUUGGCUUGGCAACACCAACAGCAGUGAUGGUAGCUACAGGGGUUGGGGCUAACAACGGGGUGUUGAUCAAAGGAGGAGAUGCCUUGGAGAGGGCUCAGAUGGUGAAGUAUGUGAUAUUCGAUAAAACUGGCACUUUAACUCAGGGGAAAGCUAGCUUUACCGCUGCCAAGGUAUUCACAGGAAUGGAUCGUGGAGAAUUUCUAAAAUUGGUGGCUUCUGCUGAGGCUAGCAGUGAGCACCCACUGGCUAAAGCAAUAGUAGCAUAUGCACGUCAUUUUCAUUUCUUUGAUGAAUCCUCUGCAACUAAUGGUCUCAAAGAUGAUGCCAAUGAGUUGAAGUCUGGGUGGCUUUAUGAUGUCUCUGACUUCUUGGCUCUUCCAGGAAGAGGUGUUCAGUGUUUCAUAGAUGGGACGCGUAUAUUGGUUGGUAACAGGAAACUAAUGGAGGAAAGUGGCAUAGAUAUUCCAACUGAAGUGGAAAAUUUUGUGGUCAAUUUGGAAGAAAGUGCAAACACAGGGAUUCUGGUUGCAUAUGGUGAUGGGCUAACUGGAGUUAUCGGGGUUGCAGACCCACUGAAGAGAGAGGCUUCUGUGGUUAUUGAGGGCCUCAAGAAAAUGGGUGUGAGACCUAUUAUGGUUACAGGAGAUAACUGGAGAACAGCUCAAGCUGUUGCCAAGGAGGUGGGCAUUCAAGAUGUUAGAGCUGAGGUUCUGCCUGCAGGAAAGGCUGAUGUUGUUCGUUCAUUCCAGAAAGAUGGAAGCAUAGUUGCAAUGGUGGGUGAUGGCAUCAAUGACUCUCCUGCAUUAGCUGCUGCUGAUGUUGGUAUUGCCAUUGGGGCUGGGACUGAUAUUGCGAUAGAAGCUGCUCAAUAUGUGUUGAUGAGGAACAAUUUGGAAGAUGUAAUCACAGCUAUUGAUCUCUCUAGGACGACCUUGUCUCGAAUUCGAUUGAAUUAUUUCUUCGCCAUGGCCUACAAUGCGGUUGCCAUACCAGUUGCUGCUGGGGUUCUCUAUCCUUCCCUUGGGAUCAAGCUGCCUCCAUGGGUCGCUGGUACAUGCAUGGCUCUCUCAUCCGUAAGUGUUGUCUGCUCUUCUUUGCUUCUCAGGAGAUAUAGAAGACCUAAACUUACUGAAAUACUUGAAAUAAUUGUGGAUUAGCUAUAACUGAGUCAGAGUUGCUGUACCGGUAAGUCAUAGCUUUGAGGUUAUAGAUGAGUUUGAUCAAGACCUAUAAUUCCAAUUUUGCUCUUCCCUGUGAAUUGUAACUGUAAUUGUAACGGCCAUUGUAAAUGCACUUGUAUUAUAGUUGUAUAGCCCUCCACCCCACCCUACCCAAAAGAAAAAUCCAAAUAAUAAAUUUACCCUUACCUUUUUAUGCAUCUGUUUGCAUAGGAUAUCAGACUCCCGAAACAAAAAAAGAUUGCAGAUUGAUGAGUUUAUUUGUCGCAGUGAGGGACUUCUUGGUUUCUCAAGUUUACAUCUGUAUCCAAAGUCCCUGAACAUCUGUUUCAUGGAUUUUUAAUUAGAUGAUAUCAUAUGGAAUCUGAA
Molecule: messenger RNA, 3477 nt
Organism: Neltuma alba
Lineage: Eukaryota; Viridiplantae; Streptophyta; Magnoliopsida; Fabales; Fabaceae
Product: copper-transporting ATPase RAN1
Exons: 9
Coding region: 70-3087 (1005 amino acids)
Biological process (GO): monoatomic cation transport
Cellular component (GO): membrane
Molecular function (GO): ATPase-coupled monoatomic cation transmembrane transporter activity; ATP hydrolysis activity; ATP binding
Source: RefSeq, a predicted model, not a curated record